Molecule: messenger RNA, 2336 nt
Organism: Gavia stellata (red-throated loon)
Lineage: Eukaryota; Metazoa; Chordata; Aves; Gaviiformes; Gaviidae
Gene: WASL
Product: WASP like actin nucleation promoting factor
Exons: 11
Coding region: 1-1521 (506 amino acids)
Biological process (GO): actin filament organization
Cellular component (GO): endoplasmic reticulum membrane; nucleus; cytoplasm
Molecular function (GO): microtubule binding; actin binding
Source: RefSeq, a predicted model, not a curated record
AUGAGCGGCAACCCGCAGCAGCAGCCCCCGCAGCCGCGGCGGGUCACCAAUGUGGGCUCCCUGCUGCUCACCCCGCAGGAGAACGAGAGCCUCUUCAGCUUCCUCGGCAAGAAAUGCGUGACGAUGUCUUCAGCAGUUGUUCAAAUAUAUGCAGCAGAUCGCAAUGCCAUGUGGUCAAAGAAAUGCUGUGGUGUAGCUUGCCUUGUAAAGGACAAUCCACAGAGGUCAUAUUUUAUCAGAAUAUUUGACAUUAAGGAUGGGAAAUUAUUGUGGGAGCAGGAGCUGUACAAUAACUUUGUAUAUAAUAGUCCUAGAGGAUAUUUUCAUACCUUUGCUGGAGAUACAUGUCAAGUUGGUCUUAAUUUUGCUAAUGAAGAAGAAGCUAAACUAUUCCGCAAAACAGUAACAGAUUUACUUGGACGACGGCAGAGAAAAUCUGAAAAAAGACGAGACCCACCAAAUGGCCCAAAUCUACCAAUGGCAACUGUUGAUAUCAAAAACCCGGAAAUUACAACUAAUAGGUUUUAUACUCCACAAGUCAACAAUAUUUCAUAUACCAAAGAAAAGAAGAAAGGCAAAACUAAAAAGAGAAGAUUGACAAAGGCAGAUAUUGGAACACCAUCUAAUUUCCAACACAUUGGACAUGUUGGUUGGGAUCCAAACACAGGUUUUGAUGUGAACAACUUAGACCCAGAACUGAAAAACCUAUUUGAUCUGUGUGGAAUUUCAGAGGCUCAACUGAAAGACAAAGAAACUUCAAAGGUCAUAUACGAUUUCAUUGAAAAAACAGGAGGUGUGGAAGCUGUUAAAAAUGAAUUGCGCAGACAAGCUCCACCUCCACCACCACCGUGCAGAGGAGGACCCCCUCCACCUCCACCACCACCUCCCCAUAGCUCCGGCCCUCCUCCUCCCCCUGCUAGGGGCCGAGGAGCACCACCUCCACCUCCUUCAAGAGCUCCCACAGCAGCACCUCCACCCCCACCUCCAUCUAGACCUGGUGCCACAGUGCCCCCACCUCCUCCCAACAGGAUGUAUCCUCCACCACCACCAGUGCAUUCAUCAUCUGCACCAUCCGGCCCUCCUCCACCGCCGCCACCACCGGCAAGUGGGUCAUCUGUUCCUCCACCACCUCCUCCUCCUCCACCCCCUCCUGGUCCUCCUCCACCACCAGGCCUUCCUUCAGAGGUUGAUCACCAGCUUCCAGUUCCUGCAGGAAACAAAGCAGCACUCUUGGAUCAAAUCAGAGAAGGAGCUCAGUUAAAGAAAGUAGAACAGAACAGUCGACCAGUGUCCUGCUCAGGAAGAGAUGCACUGUUAGACCAGAUACGACAGGGUAUACAGCUGAAAUCUGUAUCUGAUGGUCAGGAGAGUGCACCACCUACACCUGCACCCACCUCAGGAAUUGUGGGUGCAUUAAUGGAAGUUAUGCAGAAAAGGAGCAAAGCCAUUCAUUCUUCAGAUGAAGAUGAGGAUGAAGAUGAUGAAGAAGACUUUGAGGAUGAUGACGAAUGGGAUGAUUGAUCAUAUAUUAUUAUAUAUAUAUAUUUUUUAAGGUGAAUGAUAUACUAAACACUACUUUCUGUCUAUGGAUUCUGUAAAAUUAUCAUGUAAAUGUUCUACCAAUUUGCUGUAUAUUUUUGUUGCCUUUUGCUUUUUUAUUAAUCUGUGCAAUACCUCAUUUAAUCUGUAAAGGUUUGUCAUAAUCCUCUACAAAGCUACUCCCUGUUAAUGUGUGCAAGUUUACACCUGGAUGAUCAUGUACAUGUGAAUACUUUCCAUUCCAUCAAUAAGGGAGUUUAAAUGUAAUAUGUGAGACUGACAAAAACCUUAAUGUAAUUUAGUUAUAACGCAAGAAGGAAAACACUAUUUUCAUACCCUACUUUUUCUGUAUCUAAAUUUUCUUAUUAAAACCUAGUAUAGCACUAUGUUCUUUAAGUGAUGCAGCUCUUAGUUUAUUUAGCCCCUUCAUUUCAAAUACAAUGCUACAUGAAUGUUGAGGCUGGUUUAUACUAUUGCAUGGUUUCAAAUACAUCACGACAUUGCAGUUCAAAUCUUAGCAGUAAGCUUUACAUAAACCAAAAUCACUACAGAAAUGCACAGCUAGUUGUGAAGAUACCUUGCCCCAACUGUAGCAAUACUGACUGCUAUUGAACAGCAGUAGUAAUUAAAUCCUUCAAUUAGGGAACUCUGUCUGAAGCUAAACAGGGUGGCUUUACACUGUAAUAGUGGUAAAGGCAUCUCUGAUGCAGACAAGUUCAGGUUUUUUUCUUUUUUCUCCUUCCCAGCUCUUACUUUCAGAAUGAAGGAAGUGUAAAUUACUGGGGGCUAAACUGGAG